Dermatophagoides farinae (American house dust mite) is the source of this 1225-nucleotide messenger RNA. Lineage: Eukaryota; Metazoa; Arthropoda; Arachnida; Sarcoptiformes; Pyroglyphidae. The record is from RefSeq and is a predicted model, not a curated record.
AUGAAUAAUCAAUAUGAUAAUCUUUGUGUAGGUGAAGGAGGAGAAGACAAAGUAGGUGGUGGUGGUGGUGGUGGUGGUAGUAGCGGUGGUGCUCUAGGAUGGCGAUCUCAUCAUCAUUAUGAUGAUGUUGAUGAUAAUAAUUCGAAUGGCAGCACCAGAAACAGCAACAAUAUGAUUAGAGAUCAACGUAAUUCAAGUAAAACGAAAAAUUAUCCAUAUUUUACAAUUAUUUUAAGACAAAAAUUACCUAUCCAACUAAUAACUAAUGGUAGUAAUAAUGAUGAAACAAACAACAAAAUGGUGGCCACAACAACCACUGGUGGUAGUGCUGAAAAUGAUGAUGGACAGAAACAACGAAAACGUUGUAAAAAUCAACAAAAUUUAUUGAAUGAUUUUGAAUUUACAACUGCAUGGCAAAUUUGGCUACUGAAUGAUGUGAAUGAAAAUUCAUUUGGUGAUUGGAAUGUAAAACGAUUUGGUAUGGCAACAAAAAUGGCACGAACAUUUUGGUCAACGUAUUCACAAUUACAGCAACGAUUAUCAUCGACAAAUGAUGAUAAUAAUCUAUUGUCCACUGUGAUGAUAUUUCGUGAUUCUAUUGAACCAAAAUGGGAAGAUCAAUGUAAUGCUGGUGGUGGACGAUGGUUUUUUGAUAUUAACUACGUCCAUUCAUCAUCACAAUCAUCAUCGUCAUCAUCAUCAUCAUAUCAGGUGAAUCAGCAACAAUCAAUCAAUCAACAAUUGGAAAAUUUUUUCAUAAGUAAAAAUUAUUGGACCGAAUGUUUACAAUUAAUCAUGAGUGGUUCAUUAGGCGAUUAUGAUUGGAAUAUUGUUGGUAUGAUAUUGAAUUUAAAACCAACCAAAUAUCGUAUAUCAUUAUGGAUACGUUCAUCAACAAAUUUUGAUCAAAUAAUUGAAUUGGGUAAACAACUCCGUAAACGUUUAAAUUUACAAUGUCAGAUAAAAUUUGAAUUACAUACAGAAAAUGAUGUUGUAAACAGCAAUUCUGGUUCAUCAUCAGCCGCAUCGAUUACGGCCAGAUUCAACAAUAGUGGUGGUGGCUGCAGUAGCUCAACCAAUGAUGCUCAAUAGUUCAUUGUGUUCAAUGGAGAAAUAUUAAUCGGAUGAUUGAAAUAGGAAUAUCGAUAUUUGAUAAACAAAGAAAAAAAAAUUAUCAAUAAAUUGAUUGAUUGAACAAAGAAUUGAUUAAAAUUUCCAUGUUGUA